AUGGCCUCCGCCCUUAACAUCUCGAAGAAGCGCAAGUUCGUCGCCGACGGUGUCUUCCAGGCCGAGCUCGGCGAGUUCUUCAUGCGCGAGCUCGCUGAGGAGGGCUACUCGGGCUGCGAGGUCCGUGUCACCCACGCCCGCACUGAAAUCAUCAUCCGUGCCACCCACACCCAGGAGGUCCUCGGCCACCAGGGCCGCCGCAUCCGUGAGCUCAAGGCUCUCGUUGAGAAGCGUUUCAAGUUCCCCGAGAACUCGCUCGAGCUCUACGCCGAGAAGGUCCAGUACCGUGGUCUUUCGGCCGUUGCCCAGGCCGAGUCGCUCCGCUACAAGCUCCUCGGUGGCCUUGCCAUGCGCCGCGCGUGCUACGGUGUCCUCCGCUACGUUAUGGAGUCGGGUGCCAAGGGUUGCGAGGUUGUCGUCUCGGGCAAGCUCCGUGCCGCCCGUGCCAAGUCGAUGAAGUUCACCGACGGUUUCCUCCUCCACUCUGGUCAGCCCGCCAUCGACUACGUUGACUACGCUGUCCGCCACGUUCUCCUCCGCCAGGGUGUGCUCGGCAUCAAGGUCAAGAUCAUGCGCCCCCACGACCCCGAGGGCCGCAUGGGCCCUUCGCGCCCCAUCCCCGACAUGGUCACCCUUGUCGAGCCCAAGCCCGAGGCCGCCAUCGAGAUCCGCUCGGAGCACAAGGAGCCCCAGCCGGUCGCCGUCCCCGCCGCUGCCCCCGCUGCCGAGGCCGCCGCCCCCGCCGAGCAGGCUGCUUACUAA
Molecule: messenger RNA, 762 nt
Organism: Cutaneotrichosporon cavernicola
Lineage: Eukaryota; Fungi; Basidiomycota; Tremellomycetes; Trichosporonales; Trichosporonaceae
Gene: RPS3
Exons: 3
Coding region: 1-762 (253 amino acids)
Biological process (GO): translation
Cellular component (GO): cytosolic small ribosomal subunit; nucleus
Molecular function (GO): RNA binding; structural constituent of ribosome
Source: RefSeq, a predicted model, not a curated record